CUGCCUCUGAUUGGCGGAUGGGCGGGCUCUUCACAGCGGCUGGUCAGGUCGCGUGGUCUUGUAGUGGGGUCGUGGCGUGCGGGUCCCAGGCAGGAAUUUUUACUCUAGGGACCUUUGCCUCCUGGAGAAGCCGCUCUGAAUGUCUCGGGCUCCCUUCCCUAACGGAAGUGCCGUUCCCAGUUCAAAUUCUUACGCUCCUCGUUGCUGGAUUGCUUGCUGGUCAUCAAGGGGGAAACAGAAUGACAGUGGAAGAGUCUGGCCCCUCCCACCUUGCCAGCCUGAUACUGUGUCUUCAGCCUCAUCUGUGAGUAUUGUAUCCAAAAAUCUUUAACUUCAACAUAAGCAGGAUCUACAGGAUUGAAGACAAAAAGUGACACUAAGAGGAAAAAUCGAAACAUUCUGCAGGACAAAUAGCUUAGUCUCGUAAAGUCAGUUGGUGUCAUUAACAACAAUAAUAAAACCCUUUGCCGCUUUUUGUGGGCUGCUGCUCUUCCAGCGUCAUGGUGCCAUCACUGUGGAAGGGGCUGGUGGGCAUCGGCCUUUUUGCCCUAGCCCAUGCAGCCUUUUCUGCUGCGCAGCAUCGUUCUUACAUGCGGUUAACAGAGAAGGAAGAUGAAUCACUGCCAAUAGAUAUAGUUCUUCAGAUACUUCUGGCCUUUGCAGUUACCUGCUAUGGGAUAGUUCACAUUGCAGGGGAGUUUAAAGACAUGGAUGCCACCUCGGAACUGAAAAAUAAGACAUUUGACACGUUAAGGAAUCACCCGUCGUUUUAUGUAUUUAAUCAUCGUGGUAGAGUGCUGUUCCAGACUUCGGAUGCAACAAAUUCUUCAAACCAAGAUGCACUGUCCUCUCACACGUCGUUGAAGUUACGAAAACUUGAAUCACUGCAUCGGUAGGGUUUUUUUACAAAUUGGAAUGGGACAGGCCACAGAGCUGGAAUGUUGGAGUUUGGGGUAAAAAACAACUCGCCCCAUUGGUAUUUAUAUCGAUCUUUCAGACCUAAUUUUAAAAAGUCUCUGGUCCUUGUCUGUAUACUGUUAAUCAAAUCAUUGAUGCAGUAUGAAUUAUCUGUGAAAUGUCAUUGAUCUUUCCUAGAGAGCGUUCCUUUUUUCAUUUAAAACAAAUUUGCAUCUUUUGUAAAAGUCACUGUUUUGAACACAUUUUUUGAAACACAUAUUUUGAAAAAAGCGUUGAUGUUUUUGUCAUUGUUUUCUUAGAUUUCUUUUCUUCACACUACAGUUUUUAGGAUCCCUUGGGCAACAGUAUGACAACUGUGUAUGCAACAUGAGUGAUAGGAGAAUGGUUGUCAGUUCUUAACAAAUGGAUGUGCUAUGCUUGUGUGUUUUAAAUAAAUAUAUUAGUGACCAAAAGUAUAGAGGAAUUAUUAUUAAUUCAGUGCGGUCCCAGGUUAUACAAGCAGUAUGAAAUAAAUAUACACCAAUGACUACAAAAAUGUGGAAGUAGUCAUUAUUGAGAAAGAAUUCCACGUGCUGCCUAAAAACCUAAAGUGACUUGCCUCCAAUUUACCCGUCUUUUUGAAACCUCAUAUUCAGUCAGCCUGUCAGUACUAAGUGUGCUGAACACUUUGUAUCCACCCUUCUUUCCAUUCCCAUGGUCCCCACCCUCUCCCUGCAGGCAUCGCCUCACACCUGGCUUACGGCCACAGCUUCCUGCCUGGUUUCCCUGACUCUGCUUUUCGGUAGAGGUGGGGUAAGGACACACAUCACUGAGGGCAGUACAGAGGUGGGUUUGGAGACUGGUGAGCAGCUCAAUUUCAAUAUAGCCAGUGGUUCAUGUUAGGAAAUGGGAAGUAAGACUAGAAGAUUACUAGUUUGCAGAAGGACUUUGAAAUUCGCAUUACAGAUUCAGACUAUUUGGUGGUCAAAGGGACGACAGUUUUGAUUGCUGAGCAGAGAGCCAUUGGACCUUUGGAAACUUGUUUUUGUGGUUCUGGCUGGGAUGGCCUGGGAGGACAUUGGGUACGUACUGGAUACUAGUUCAUUGCAAUAGGCAGGGACAUGAAAGCUUUGCACUGGGAUGGUAGUUAGGGAAUGGAAAUGAAGGGAUGGGACGGAGUGAAGAUAAGUUCUUGUAAUUUGUUUCUCAUAUCACUCCUUUGGGCAGAAACCUUCAGUAGCUGUCUGUUCAUCGCUUUAUCGAGGCCAGGCUUUUAUGCAAGCCGUUACUAUCUGAUCACACUCUGCCCAGCUGGUCUGAUUUUUCAGGUGCGGCAAAUCCUUUGGAGAUAGGGACCACACCUUCUAUUUCUGUAUAGGUUCAGUGAUUACCACAGUGUAGAUGAAUAAUAAAUGCGUGCUGAGUGGUGCAGCCAGAGUCGAGAUCUCCCCACACUUCACACAGCCUCUCAGAUCCUUUUCUCACUGUGACUUUUUCUGGCUUACCUUGCUUUACUGAGAUGCGCGUGUCCUUGAACUCUGACUAGAGAUUCAAAAGUGCUUUAGCGUAUGGAAUUCUGCAUGGGUUUUAUCGGCCAUAGUGGGAUUUAUAUCUGUUCCCAGCUUACGGUCUAGGAAAUGACAGGGGAGCAUGCCACAAUAUAUUAAAUCAGAAAUAGGUUUUCUUUUGGAGAGGGGAGAAUACAUUAUACAGCUCCAACAAGCAGUCAUUUCUCAGGAUGUCGGACAGAUCACCUGCAUGCUCGGGUUGAGAGUAAGCCUGGAAGGUGGUUCCAGUGCAGUUUCUUAUUUAGUGCUUGGUUUGUAGUCUGCCUUGACAUCUCUGUCCCUGUGAUUAUGUCCGUCACCACGCACUUCGGAGAGGGCUGCCCAGACUGCCAGUCGCGCUUAUCUGUGGCGAGGGAAGUGGAGCUGGAGGGUGGGGACAGGAGAGCAAGUUGAAUAAAAAGUUUUCAUUUUUUUUGGUUCUGUAUUCCUUUGUAUUUUUUGUACUUUGAACAUGUAUUCCGGUAUUAUUUUUAUUAUU
Artibeus jamaicensis (Jamaican fruit-eating bat) is the source of this 2943-nucleotide messenger RNA. Its product is annotated as ER membrane protein complex subunit 5-like. The transcript is spliced from 3 exons. Bases 501 to 896 code for a protein of 131 amino acids. Gene Ontology annotation, cellular component: early endosome; Golgi apparatus; plasma membrane. NCBI's taxonomy places the organism in Eukaryota, Metazoa, Chordata, Mammalia, Chiroptera, Phyllostomidae. The record is from RefSeq and is a predicted model, not a curated record.